This is a messenger RNA of Camelus dromedarius (Arabian camel), 6425 nucleotides long. RefSeq names its product SLX4 structure-specific endonuclease subunit (gene SLX4). Gene Ontology annotation, cellular component: nucleus; Slx1-Slx4 complex. The transcript has 17 exons. Bases 421 to 5769 code for a protein of 1782 amino acids. Lineage: Eukaryota; Metazoa; Chordata; Mammalia; Artiodactyla; Camelidae. Gene Ontology annotation, molecular function: DNA binding; protein binding. The record is from RefSeq and is a predicted model, not a curated record. Gene Ontology annotation, biological process: DNA repair; resolution of meiotic recombination intermediates; DNA replication.
CGGGCUUUGGGGCCCGAGUCUGCACCCGGGAGAGGCAGUCCGGCCACUUCGGGCCUUUCUCGCUCUCCUGAGGGAGAAGAGCCCUUCUAGCCGCGCUGCCAGAGUCCUUGGCAACCCCUCCCCAGGUGACAACCCGUGUGUCACCGGGUUGGGGGAAGCGGGGGUCGCCCCACACCUGCCCAUUCAUUCUUUCCGCGUCUGCUGUGAUCCUGGCGCCGCGGUGAAAAAUUACAGGAACCAAGUGUGCUUUAUCACCGUGGAGAUCUUGGAGAAUGGCCUGAGCACCAAGUCCAUGUAUAUAUUCUACCUCAGAGGCAUCUGCUGGACAACAAAAUCUCUCACAUGUGAACUUCAAUAGAGGCCCCCAGAUCUACCCUCACUUCUGAAGACCAGCCUGAAAGCCUUAAAACCAGUCAGGUGAUGGAUGAGUCAGACGAUGACUUUAAGGAACUCUGUGCCAGCUUUUUCCAAAGGGUUAAAAAGAAUGGCUCCAAGGAAGUGUCUGGGGAAAGGAAGACACAAAAGGCCUCCAACAGCACCCAGAUAAGAAGCAAACUGAAAAGGACCAAACCAGCUGCUUCCAAGAGCAAAACCCUGCAAGGCCCUGCUGAGAGGAAAACUCGAUCUGGCAGCCAGGCCCCACGGCCUCAAAAGCAGAGGGCACCCAAGUGGCCGGAGAGUGAACCAGCUCCCCCUGAGAAUGGGGAGGGAGGUGUGCAUGCUUCUGCUGUGCUCCAAGACAGCACGUGGAGCACCCAGACAGAGGCUGCUCCUGACAGCAACUCCCAGCCGCUUCCUUCCUGUCUGACUGUGAUGGUGCCAAGUCCCUCCAAACCCCGGGCAGCAGAGCUGGUCCUACAGCGGAUGCAGCAGUUCAAGAGAGCAGACCCCGAGCGUUUGAAACAUGCUUCUGAAGGGUGCUCCCUCGAGGCUGCGCUUGAAGAAAACGUCCCAAAGGGCCCUCAAGAGGAGAUGAUGGCGGGGAACGGGUCUGGGCUGGGGCUCCCGGCCAUGGAGAGCGACGCUGAGGUGGCCUUGGUCCUCCAGCGGGAGUUUGGGCAGGAACGGGCAUCUGCACGUGACGACAGCCUGGAGGAGAAGGGCUUGUUCUUCUGCCAGCUCUGUCAAAAGAACCUCUCGGCUAUGAAUGUGACGCGAAGGGAGCAGCAUGUGAACCGGUGCUUGGAUGAGGCUGAAAAGGCACUGAGACCUUCUGCACCUCAAAUCCCUGACUGCCCAAUUUGUGGCAAGCCAUUUCUCACCCCAAAGAGCAGAAUCAGUCACUUGAAACAGUGUGCGGUGAAGAUGGAGGUUGGCCCACAGCUCCUGCUCCAGGCCGUGCGGCUGCAGACAGCUCAGCCUGAGGGGGCUGGCAGCACACCGGCGCAGAGCCUCAGCAAUCAUAUUGGAGGUCUAAAGCGGAAGGGAGCCACCACCAAGAAGGAGCCACGGAAGAGGCGGAAGGUCGCCGAGCCUGAGGUGUCACCUGAGGACCUGCAGGUGGCCAUGGCUCUGUCCCGGUCCGAGAUGGAGCAGGAGGUUGUGCCGGCGGCGCUCAGACUGGGAAAUGUUUUUUCUGAGAGGAUGGGACUGGGAGCAGAGAAGAAGAGUCGCAAGAAGAAAGCACCUGCUUCCCCACCCCAGCUGUUAGUUCAGGACCGGGAGACCACAGGGAGACAGAUAGAGGAUCGCGUGGCCCAGCUCUUUGCAGAGGAGGUGGAGCUGUCCUGCACGCCGCCCCUUCCUGCCAGCAGAAUUUUAAAGGAGGAGCUAAAGAAGGGCAGCUGGUGUCUGCGACCGCCUGGAGGGAAGCAGAACUUUCUGUGGGAGGGCAGCGCCCUGACCGGGGCCUGGGCUCUGGAAUCCUUCUACACGGUCAGCCUGGUCCCCGCCAUGGCACCUCAGCGGCCCCCCGAGGAGCCCACGCGACCACCAGUGCUGCCUGAGAGGCCAGAGCUGGUGCAAACGCCACCUGCUGUCCACAGUGCCUGCCCUGCGGACCGCAGCCCUGGGAACCCGUUGCCCUCUGCCAGCCAGAGGGAGCAUCAGGCCCUGCAGGACCUCAUGGACCUGGCAAGAGAGGGGCUGAGUGCCAGCCAAUGGCCCUGCACCCAGGGCUCAGCCGGCUCUGGAGGGGCCCCAGGGAUGGACUUGCUGCCUGGUGGCCUUCCACUGACUGGGUUUGUCCUGCCAGCCAAGAAGUGCCCGGAGAUGGAUCACCAGGCUUCGCUCUCUCUUAGUUUGCUGGUGGCUGACUUCAGUGCCAUGGUCAAUAACCCCCACCUGAGUGACAUCCAGUUUCAGACGGACAGCGGGGAGGUGCUUUAUGCCCACAAGUUCGUGCUUUAUGCCCGAUGCCCACUUCUCAUGCAGUAUGUGAACAGUGAGGCCUUUUUCGCUGUGGAAGAUGGUGAUGUGAGGGCCCAGCGUGUCCUGCUGAGUGACAUCAGCGCUGCGGCUGCCCGCGCGUUCCUGUGUUAUCUCUACACUGCCGACACUGUCCUGCCUCCGCAGCUGGCCCCUGACCUGAGCUCUCUGGCCCACAGGUUUGGUGUGAGUGAGCUCGUUCACCUGUGCGAACAGGUGCCUGCGGCGAUGGAUUCGGAGGGCAGGCCGCGGGAGGAGCAGGAAGGUGAGGACUGUGAAAGCAGAGCGGAGACCUUCCAGGAGCUCCUGCGGGCAGUGUGGCUGGAGGAGGAGGAGGAAGCAGAGGCUCUGGUGAGAUCCGAGGACCAUGAAGAAGACAGAGAAAGAGUGAAUGAGGCAGAGAUGGAAGAAAUUUAUGAGUUUGCAGCUACUCAGCGAAAGCUUCUCCAGGGGGAGAAAGCUCCAGAGGUCGAGGGAGAAGCUGACCAGCUGGGGGAGGAUGGCCCAGUUUCUGGGGGAAUCUUCACAAGCGUUGAGGAUAAAGAACAGUCAGGAGACGAAGAACAGAUGGAAUCAUCUGGGCGAGGGAGAGAUGAGGCCCCAGCCAAAUGGAAAGACAUCAGACUGUCCGUUCCCCUGCCCGCUGGGGUCCAGGGCUGGGAUGGGGCAGAGCGGGCAGAGUCCCCGAAGGAAGGGCUGGACAGUCCCCGCUCUCCCAGCCCUGCACGGGGCCUGACAGAGAAGAAGGAGAGCACCUCUUUGUGCUCUGAACAGCCCUUCUCGUCAUUUCACGCCGGACACCCUGUACUGUCCCAGGUGACAGGUGAUCGCAAGGAAAGAAACGGCACCAUCUGGGAACCAGGAGUGGGGAGUUCCCCUCCCUCUCCUCGCCAGCAGGCAACCCCCUCACCCUCACACUCCUUCCUAUCACAGUCCCCUCCGGGCAGGAGUCCCCGCCAGCCACGCGCUUGCCCUCAUCACACCACUGACCUGUCCCCGCCAACCCACCAGUCACAGGGCACCGCUUCCAGGGUGGCCUCCCAGAACGCACCAGCAAAGCCAAAGAGGGCAAGGAGCCUUCCCACAUCACAUAAGGAGCCCAGCCAGAAAGGCAAGGAGUGUGGUUCUGUGUUGGCAUGCAGAGGUAAAGGGGUCCUGAUCUCCCCAGAAAAAUCUCCAUCCAUGGACAUAACCCAGUCAAAACCUGGCUGUUUGAGUUCCAGGUCUCAGAACUCUCCAUCUGGCGUGAACAGAGAAGAUGAGAUUAUCCUUUUAUUGGAUUCAGAUGAAGAGCUGGAGCUAGAGCAAACCAGAACAAAGUCACUUUUGAAUGGUCCCCCAGAAGAAAGGAAAGUUCUAGAAGUGAGCACCAAGUCCUCUGAGCUGUUUUCCAUCAUCGACGUUGAUGCGGAGCAGGAACCUUCCCAAAGCCCACCAGGAAGGGAGGCCAUGCUGCAGCGGGAGGUGGAGGGGCCAUCAAGGAACCGGGGCUUUGUUGGGGGCAGAGGGACCUCCCGGCUGUUCUGUGACCCUGAGAGCAGCCGCGGCGAGGACAGCACCACAGAUACGUCAUGGCUGGUGCCUGCCACCCCGCUGGCCAGCAGAAGCCGCAACUGCUCGUCGCAGACCCAGAUCAUGGGCCUCGGGUCCAGGCCCUCAGCAGAUCAAGUGGCCCCACCUAAGCCCAGGGCCCCGUUAGAGAACGGGGAUGUGCCAGAAGCCACAAAUAAGUUUUCAGUCAUUGUGCCCCAGAUGUCAUCGUCACGCUUGGGCCCCGUCACUCCUGGCAGCUCUGACAGUGGGAGGCAGGUGUGUAGAAGCCUGUCCAGUCUCCGUCCCAGACACCACCAGCACUUCUGUCCUCCAGCUCCCUGUCCCGUCUCAGGAGUCCUCACCGAUCUCACCGGGCAGCUCCAGAAGCGCCCGCCACCUGGCCCGAGCCAGGCGGCUCAGGCCACAGCCAGUGAAGUGGUGGAGGUGGAGGACAGUGAAGACGAGCAGGACGGGGCCCCCCAGCAGGCAAGCAGCAGCCCCCUGCUGGACGGUGACCCCCCGAUUCCAGUCGACGACUGGUGUUGGCACGUGGAGCCCCUCUCACCAAUUCCGAUUGACCACUUGAACCUUGAGCGGACCGGCCCCCUGAGCACCAGCAGCCCCGGCAGUAGGGCAGGGGGCGCCCCGGACAGUGGUGACUGCCACUCCCCAGCACUGCUGGGCACCACCCCCAUCCGAGGAAGUUGUACUGGCCUAAGAAAGGCUCAAGAGAAAUCCCCUGGGGCCGGCUCCCUUGGGAGCAGCAGGCUGAGCUUUCUGAAUUCAGCUCUGUGGGAAGACUGGGAUGGAGAGGAACGGAAGUCCCCAGAGGCUCUUCCUCUGGCCCAGAUGCCGGGUGCUGAUGGAGCUCAGAAAGCAGGAGAGUUUCAGACGCUGAAAGGUGCUAAUCGGAAGAAGAACUUGCCCCCCAAAGUGCCCAUAACCCCUAUGCCAAGGUAUUCCAUCAUGGAGACCCCAGUGCUGAAGAAGGAACUGGAUAGGUUUGGGGUCCGCCCUCUGCCCAAACGCCAGAUGGUCCUGAAACUGAAGGAGAUAUUCCAGUACACUCACCAGACGCUGGAAUCAGACUCUGAGGAUGAGAGCUGGUCCUCACACAUGCCCUUGGAGGCUCCUUGUAGCCAGUCUCACACCACCAAGACCUGCAAGGCUUCAAGGGCAGCUGGCCACACCCAGGUGGAGGCCACUUCUCGCCCUAUUCCCCAAAGGUCCAAGGGGCCUGCCAAGACCAAGGGCCCCCAGCAUCUAAAGCAGCAGCCUGGUGGAAGCAACCUGGCCCUGAGCGUGUCACCAGCCAAGGAGGUGCCUCCAGGCCCUGAUGGUGACACCCAGCUCCUGGCCUCCCAGGAAUCCACGGCCACCUCUGCGGACAGCAGUGACAGCUCCUGUAGCUCACAAAGUUCUUCCUGUGAGUUUGGAGCGGCCUUGGAGUCUGCAGGAGAAGACGAGGCAGGUGAGGAGGGGGUUAGCGCUUCGCAGGCGGCCGUCCAGGCAGUGGCCACAGAGGAGGCCGUGAGGCGUUACAUCCGCUCCCAGCCGGCCCUCUACCGCAAGGUCCUCCUGUACCAGCCCUUCGAGCUGGCAGAGCUGCAGGCCGAGCUGAAGCAGCAAGGCAUCUGCAUGGCCAUGGGGAAGCUGCUGGACUUCCUGGAUGCCCAUUGCAUCACCUUCACCACAGCUGCCGCCCGCAGGGAGAAACUGGAGAGGAAGAGACGGCGGCGUGUGGGCAAGAAGAAGCAGGGCAGGACCAGCAGGCCUGUGCCCCCCUCCCCAUCCCCGGCCAUCAGCAGCCUGAGGGUCUGCAGCCCCCUUCUUGAGCCUGGCCCCCGCGGGGUUUCCACUCCCCUAUGAAGUAAUGGUGGCACGCACCCAGAUUGGAUUCCUCCUGGCUUCUUUCCCUGGAGUGGUACUCCGAGGUGUCGCCCGCUGGAUUCAGGGCCCUGGCCCCUCCCUCCAUCUGUGCCCGCCGUGCAUCUUCUUUUAACCUCGUUGGGCCCUCAUUUAUUUCAGGAGGGUGGUAGGCUACCACCAGCUGGCCAGGGUGAGGCCUGAUUCGGCCGCGUCUUCCGCUGUCUCCGUCCACCUGCCACAGGUGUCUGUGUCCCGAGGUGGAUGUCCAGGUCCACAGUGUCCCACCUGUGUCUUCCUUCUCAGCACUUGGGCUGUAAUCCUGGCUCCACCAGCAGACCAGGUGUCUACAGGCCCCACACUGCCAGGCCCUAGGUGUUCUGCUGGCCCAGCCAUCCUGCCCAGACACCUGUCAUUGUCACCAGCAGUCUCCAAACGGGCCAGUGCAGAAGGCCCAGCACAACUCUGAAGCCCCCCAAAUAAGCACGUUGCUCAUUAACUGGUUCCAUUGGCCUGUGUUGUAGGUGCUGGUGGGGUGCAGGUGAGGGCCAGGAAAGAAGUUUAGGUCUCCUUGUCCCGGUGAAUGUCUCGUCCUGUUUUAAAUACCGUGCAGUCUGUUUGAUAUGAUGUGCAAUAAAAACAAAAAGGCUUUAUGAAAA